CCAGAACACCACGCAGCAACAAGCCACAAUGAGCGCAGCACUCUUCAUCCGCGACCACACCACCCAUGACACCACCUUCUCUAGUCACGAAGAAUGCUCAAUCUGCCUCGACAACUACACAACCGAAAAAUGCCUCCGCAUUACCAACAUCCCCCAUUGCAACCACUACAUAGGUGCCAACUGCCUUGACCGGAUGCUUCGCAGGAACCCUCACGAAGAGAAGAAAUGUCCUCUGUGUCGCACCAUCUGGAUCCCCGCACGCGCUCUUCCUUUCCCUCCACGGAACCAGAGUCUAGGUACCUCACGGCGCAUGGCAAACAUGUUCGUAGGCCUCGAUGGUAUCGGCGCAGAUAUCGCCGGUAACCAGUUGGUCGGCCCUGGAGCUUUGUCGCUUUUACCCUUCGAUACACCCUCAUCACCGACAUUUACACCAUCAUCACCGGCAUUCACACCCACAUCUCCGACAUUCCCGACGUCCCCGACAUUAACGCCCUCAACACCACCACCCCAAAGCAGCCCAGCCUUAGAUGGGCUCUUCGAGCCCGAGGCAGCGACUGCUCAAGCUCAGAACCAGCAGCUUAACCCCAUCGUCAUCGACUCCGAUCCCGAUUCCGACGCAGACUACAAAGUCCAGUUCCAGAACUACGAGAACUACAGACGUGAGAUCGCUGAUAUACGGAGUCGAGCAAGAGACACGCGGGGGUUGAAGAGUAGUAGAAAGAAGAGGCGUGCUGCUGCUGCUGAGAGGGAGAGUGUUAACGCUAGUAAUGAGAGAAACGGUGAAGGUGCGGAUUCGAGUGGUAACAGUAACAGCGAGAAUGCUACUGCGACUGCGACUGGUGGGACUGGUACGACCGGAUCAGGCGCAUUGAAUCGUCUCCUGAACAACUGCGCGAGGAACCCUUUUCGGCCUGCCGAGUACACCGCUACUGCUACCGCAACCGCAGCAUCCCCUGCUCCCACGAGCGAAGUGAAGUUCGAGCAACCCGCCUCGCGAACUGCUAAUCACGCGAGCGCCCGUCCAGCCCCAACGCCAUACAUACAGAACCCGAGUCCAAACACCCCAGACACGCCGGUAGAUGUAGACCUUACAGCAGAUGAGCUCAUCGAACUCCCGGCUAUUCAGUCAGUUUCUGCGCGCGAAGCAGUUCGCAGUCGGCAGCUCGAUCAUCGCGAAGCUUCCCUGUCACGACGCGAAAAAGUCCUGAUUACGCGGCAACUCGCGCUGGCGAGACACGAGGAAGCGACUCAGACGCAGGAGAGGAGGGUAAAUGAGAUAUUUCUGAUGUUGAGGAGGCAGAGAGAGGAGCUGGAGGAGAUGACCGAGAGAUAUAGGGAGGAGCAUGAUCAGCUUCUGGACCGAGACUAUUGA
Messenger RNA from Alternaria rosae, 1372 nucleotides. RefSeq lists its product as uncharacterized. Bases 29 to 1372 code for a protein of 447 amino acids. Gene Ontology annotation, molecular function: ubiquitin protein ligase activity. The transcript is spliced from 2 exons. NCBI's taxonomy places the organism in Eukaryota, Fungi, Ascomycota, Dothideomycetes, Pleosporales, Pleosporaceae. Gene Ontology annotation, biological process: protein ubiquitination. The record is from RefSeq and is a predicted model, not a curated record.